AGAAACCUGCAGCUGCUGGCAGUGAGGAGCAAGGCCAUGGGGUCCCCCCGGUGCCAGAGCGGAUGUGCUGCUCCACCUGUGAGCAAGUUUUCAGCAGCCGGGAGGAGCAAGCUGAGCACUACCGUCUUGACUGGCACCGCUUCAACUUAAAGCAGCGGCUCCUGGGGCACCAAACGUUGCCGAUAGAAGCGUUUGAGGAGAAGACCCGUGCAGGCAGUGUCUCCAGCAUCUCAGGGUCCGAUUCAGAGAGCUCCAAUUCAAGCAGUGAGUCAGAAUUGCUGCUCUCCGCCAGUGACAGCCCCAGGAGCCCCCAGAUCCCCCGUUCCCACAAGGUGCUGUUCCGCAACGCAAAGGGCCAGCUCAUCUCUGCCUACCGCUGCGUGCUGGGCACUGGGAAGGGUGGUGCCGAGGAGCCAGUGGAGUUGGCAGCAUCAUUGCAGAGCUUCGAUGUGAACACGUGCUGGGUUGUGCUGAUGAUGGGUGGCGGGCACUUCGCAGGAGCUGUGUUCCGAGGCCCCCAGGUGCAGGAGCACAAGACAUUCCACCGCUACACGGUGCGAGCCCGUCGGGGCACAGCCCAGAGCCUGCGGGAUGCCCACACUCCAGGGUCAGCACCCAGGUCAGCUGGAGCCUCCCUCCGGCGUUACAAUGAGGCUGCCUUGCUCAAGGAUAUUCAGGAACUGCUGUCAGCAUGGGCAGAGCACCUCAGUAAAGCUCAGCGCAUCUUCCUCCGGGCCCCUCGUCACAACCGUGCACUGCUGUUUGGCAGCAGGAACUCACCCUUCACCCAGGGCGACCCUCGCAUCUGCCACAUCCCUCUCAGCACCCGCAGGGCCACUCUGCGAGAGGUGCUGCGAGUCCACAGCGUGCUGGCCAGCCUGCAGGUGUAUGGGAAGGACACGCCACUGGAGGAUAUCACUGGGUCUCCCCGAAAGGGCUGGCAGAAGAGGCGGCAUAAAGCAGAGGUGGAUGCCCCGCAGGAGAACACGAGUGCCCCUGUCUUACCACCCCCCUCAGCCCCAGAGAAGGAGGAAGAGGAGGAGGAAAGCCCUGCAAGAGAACUGGAGACUGUGGAAGUAACACUGGGGACAUUGGACCUCCGGAAGUUUGAGGUGAUGCCCAAGCGAAACCGCAAAAGGAGGAAAAAGAGGGACAAGAAGGUUGAGAAAGGGCCCUCUGCUGAAGAGAUGGGAUGCCAUGGUACCCAGUGUAGGCAGCCUGACCUGGAGCUGGUGACGGAGCUGCAGGGGGAGGCUGACCCCCUUCCCUGGAGCAAUGGAGGAGACCCUCAGUCCGAGCUUCACGAUGCCCUGUUCACUGCCUGCAAAACAGGGGAUGUGGCGAUGCUGCAGCAUCUCCUGGGUGCACCAGAGAGCGUGGCCCUGCCAGGGGAUGGCGAGGAUGGGAAGGGCACACAGCCCCUGGAUAUGCCCCACGCUCUGCUCAACCAGCCUGUGGAUGAGCACGGCUGCACCCUGCUUCACGUGGCAGCACGGGCAGGGAAGGCUGAGGCAGUGUGCCAGCUGCUGGCAGCAGGGGCAGACCCUGCCCUGAGAGAUGAUCAGGAGAGGACCCCGUACUGUGUCUCUGCUGACAAACUGACCCGCAACACCUUCCGCAAGUUCAUGGUGGACCAUCCAGACAAGUAUGACUACAGCUAUGCCAAGGUGCCAGGGCCCCUGACGCAGGAGAUGGAGGCCAAGAAGCUGGAGAAGAAGCGGGCACAGAAGGCACAGCGGAAACAGUGGGAGAAGGCACAGCGGGAGGAGCAGCAGCGCCACGAGCAGGAGCAGGCAGAGAAGCAGCGGUUCGCAGCCCUGUCCGACAGGGAGAAGAGGGCACUGGCUGCUGAACGGAGGCUGGCUUUGCAGCUGCAGGACACCGGCACAACUCUUGCUAACAUCAGCCGCUGCUGGCAUUGUGGAGAGUCCCUGCUGGGCCGGAUCCCCUUCCAUUACCUCGACUUCUCCUUCUGCUCCACAGCCUGCCUGCAAACCCACCGCCAGGCCCGGGCUGCCCACACAUAA
Nestor notabilis (Kea) is the source of this 2027-nucleotide messenger RNA. RefSeq names its product ankyrin repeat and zinc finger domain containing 1 (gene ANKZF1). NCBI's taxonomy places the organism in Eukaryota, Metazoa, Chordata, Aves, Psittaciformes, Psittacidae. Gene Ontology annotation, molecular function: protein binding. The annotation marks the transcript as partial. The transcript has 14 exons. The record is from RefSeq and is a predicted model, not a curated record.